Molecule: messenger RNA, 741 nt
Organism: Raphanus sativus (radish)
Lineage: Eukaryota; Viridiplantae; Streptophyta; Magnoliopsida; Brassicales; Brassicaceae
Exons: 5
Coding region: 93-539 (148 amino acids)
Cellular component (GO): post-mRNA release spliceosomal complex; U2-type spliceosomal complex
Source: RefSeq, a predicted model, not a curated record
UUCUUUGUUGCGAUUGGCUUCUGUGUGUUACACAGAUUCUUUCCCCGGAAAAAGAAAAAUUCAGAGCUCGGAGCUUCCAGGAAGUAAUAUCAAUGGGUGGCGAAGAUGAAUCGAUAGAGCAGAAGUCUGCUGCUCGUAAAGAGGCGCUUAGAGCUUUAAGGGCAGCUCGGGAACUUACUGAGAGCAAAGAAGAGGGAGAAGGUGAUGCUGCUGCUGCUUCUGUUGAAGAAGAUGGUCCAGCCAUGAAGUUUAGAAAUUAUGUUCCCCAAGCUGAGGAGCUUCAGGGCAGUAAAGUUGCACCACCAGAGCUGCCCAAAUUCGAAGAUCCAAUCGCUGCACUUCCACCUGCUGUGGAGAAGAAAGAGGACCCAUUUGUCAACAUUGCUCCAAAGAAACCGAACUGGGACCUCCGAAGAGAUGUGCAGAAGAAGCUUGACAAGCUCGAAAGGCGGACUCAAAAGGCAAUGUAUAAACUCAUGGAGGAGCGUGAGAAAGAACGUGAGACGGCCCAAGCUGAUGAAAACGCAAUAGAAAGUUAAAAGACCACGAUGAUACGACUUGAAAAGAAGCCACAGAACACUCUACUCAGUUUUUUUGUAUUACUGCUCUAUCCGAAGAGAGUAGCUCUUAGUGCCUUAUUUCAACUCUUCUUCGGAACAAACCUUGCCAAACAUGGUUUGAUUGAACUUCAGUUUAUAACCGGUUUGAUCUAAAAUGCAAUGCAAUUUCAGUUCAGAUCAA